Miscanthus lutarioriparius is the source of this 2112-nucleotide messenger RNA. Lineage: Eukaryota; Viridiplantae; Streptophyta; Magnoliopsida; Poales; Poaceae. The record is from the annotation of a GenBank genome assembly.
AUGACAAGAAAAAACAAAUCUCGGCGACCGGCAGCAGGGAAGCACGGUGGCGGUCAUCCCGCUUCUCCGCCAUCCUUUCCUCCUCCUCCUCCCCCGGAGGAAUCUUCGUGCGCUGACAUAGCAAACUGGUUAGGGCAUGGUGGGGUCACCUUGGUGCUGUUUGAGACGCCCUCUGGCUUUGCACUGCUGAAAUAUAAUGGCGUCAAUCUCUUUCGCUGUGGAGCCUUGAAGGACACAUGGGUACAGUUUACGACGAAAAGGAGAAACUCUGUUGUCUGCCUGCUAGAUUUUCAAAUAUUUAAGGACAAGUCUGUUGCCAUCAACCUUGAAACUGGUCUCAGUUACAAGCUUGUUAAGAUGAUCAGGUCGCAUUAUAGCAGUGGGCAGAAACUUGCUGUUGGGAACAGUGACUACAAAACGAUCAUUGAAGCAAAAUUGAAAAUACACUGCCUGUUUGAUGAACCCGUGAUGGAAUUGAUGUGGGGCCUGAAGCACAUAAUGAAGAGUUUAGUGCCCACUGAAACAUGUGAGCUGACUACGGAGGACCGCCGCCAUAUGAGUAAAGGAAUGCAAUUGAUCCUGAGUAACUAUGGCUUCAAGGUCGAUGAAGAUCUUAUCACUAUAGCAACUGCUGUGUACGAGUCUGACUACCACGUGAAUAGGUUUGCUGAGUUUUUGCACCGUGAUGGUGAAUAUCUGAAGGAGGUAUCUGGUAUUGAUUGUCAGAAUUGGGAUCUACAAAAACUUGCUGCUGCCCUUAAAUUACUAUCUUACCCUAACGAUGAAAUCGAAACUGGCACUUCUAAUGAGGUAAACAAUGUUGUCGGAAGAUAUGAAAAGUACAUUGGUGGAUCAAGCACAUUGGUGGAUCAAGCACACAAGUAUGAACGUAAGCUCCAUAAGGGGACAUGCUUGAAUAUCUACAAGGAGAUCCUGUUUGCCCAUGCUGUCAGGAGUAGGGCGCUGGUGUCCUUGAAGGCCAAAGCCAUGGGUAAGAAGAAGAAUCACGUCAACAUUGUGGUCAUUGGCCACGUCAACUCUGGCAAGUCGACCACCACCGGCCACCUGAUCUACAAGCUUGGAGGCAUUGACAAGCGUGUGAUCGAGAGGUUUGAGAAGGAGGCCGCUGAAAUGAACAAGCGGUCCUUCAAGUACGCGUGGGUGCUUGACAAGCUCAAGGCUGAGCGUGAGAGAGGUAUCACCAUUGAUAUUGCUCUGUGGAAGUUCGAGACCACCAAGUACUACUGCACUGUCAUUGAUGCCCCUGGACACCGUGACUUCAUCAAGAACAUGAUCACUGGUACCUCCCAGGCUGACUGUGCUGUCCUUAUCAUUGACUCCACUGGUGGUUUCGAGGCUGGUAUCUCUAAGGAUGGCCAGACCCAUGAGCAUGCUCUCCUUGCUUUCACCCUUGGAGUGAAGCAGAUGAUUUGCUGCUGCAACAAGAUGGAUGCGACCACUCCCAAGUACUCCAAGGCCCGUUACGAUGAGAUUGUUAAGGAAGUCUCAUCCUACAUCAAGAAGAUCACCGAGCCCAAGAGGCCUUCGGACAAGCCUCUGCGUCUGCCCCUCCAGGAUGUUUACAAGAUUGGUGGUAUUGGAACUGUCCCGGUUGGUCGUGUGGAGACUGGUGUCAUCAAGCCUGGGAUGGUUGUCACCUUCGGUCCAACUGGCCUGACCACUGAGGUGAAGUCUGUUGAGAUGCACGACGAGGCUCUCCAGGAGGCCCUUCCUGGUGACAAUGUUGGCUUCAACGUGAAGAACGUGGCUGUGAAGGAUCUCAAGCGUGGGUAUGUGGCCUCCAACUCCAAGGAUGACCCUGCCAAGGAGGCUGCCAGCUUCACGUCCCAGGUCAUCAUCAUGAACCACCCUGGGCAGAUCGGCAACGGCUAUGCCCCAGUGCUGGACUGUCACACCUCCCACAUCGCUGUCAAGUUUGCUGAGCUCAUUACCAAGAUCGACAGGCGGUCUGGCAAGGAGCUUGAGAAGGAGCCCAAGUUCCUGAAGAACGGUGACGCUGACGGUAGCUGUUGGAGUCAUCAAGAGCGUGGAGAAGGACCCGAGUACCCGACUGGUGCCAAGGUGACCAAGGCUGCUGCCCAGAAGAAAUGA